Exophiala mesophila is the source of this 3003-nucleotide messenger RNA. RefSeq lists its product as uncharacterized. Gene Ontology annotation, cellular component: nucleus. Lineage: Eukaryota; Fungi; Ascomycota; Eurotiomycetes; Chaetothyriales; Herpotrichiellaceae. Gene Ontology annotation, molecular function: zinc ion binding; transcription cis-regulatory region binding; DNA-binding transcription factor activity, RNA polymerase II-specific. The record is from RefSeq and is a predicted model, not a curated record. The coding region runs from base 493 to 2748 and encodes 751 amino acids. The transcript is spliced from 2 exons. Gene Ontology annotation, biological process: positive regulation of transcription by RNA polymerase II.
CGCGCCUGGACCCUCACGACCCUCAAGCCCUGUAUCGGUGUUGGUAUCGGUGCUGAUGCUGGUGCUGGCGCUGGUGCGAUCGAAAUCCAUCCAUCUCGUCUUUUCUUUCAUAAUUCCCCAUACCCGCCGACAGAAGUUUCCCUAACUCUGCUCCGUUUACGACUCGCUUGUCUUAACGGUCUUUUGUGUAUAUCUUCCACCGUUGAACUCAUUGAUAGCCUUGCACCUCGUCCCCCAUACAUCCUCUGUCCAUACCUCCCAUCGCCGAGUUGUUCACCACGAACAGAAAACCUUCUACAGUCUCGGAUUUCUUUCAACGCCUACAAUUGAUUAUCCUCCUCGAUACAAAGCUCACCCAUCGUCUCUCCACUGGUCCAAGAACCUUCGUCGCAAUCAACCCGCACAUGAGAUUGGUCUGGGUUGGCACUCAGGCCAUGCCCCCACAGUGACAUAUUCAAGUUGGCGCACUACUUGGAUCCCACCAACUCACUCAUGCUUGCCCAUUCAAACUCGAUCUCCAGCAUAGCUCGGCCCCUCAGCCCAAUCCCAAUCUUCCCAAGAGAUCAACUCAACGCGCAUCCCUCACAACACACCGCACAGUUCCAGCAUUUUAACGUCAAAACUUCCACUCCUCAUCAACGCCCAAUUUUGACCCCGCCAUAUGCUGAGGCUGAUGCCGGCAUCAACGUUCACACGAGCACGCCUGCCGGGUCAUCGAAUCACUCGUCUCCCGCUUCUCAGACUCAACAAACCAGCCCCCUGUCCAUGACUGACGUCCAGGCCAAUGUCCAGACCAAGUCGGAUAGUGGCCAGUCUGCAAAACCGAAACGCGUUAGGACCGGAUGUCUUACUUGCCGAGAGCGGCACCUCAAGUGCGACGAGGGCUUGCCCGACUGUUUGAAUUGCAAAAAGUCCAACCGCAAAUGUAAACGCGGGGUCCGCCUGAAUUUCAUCGAUAUCCAGUGUGUAAAGCCGCCUUACCUGUUGCCGGCCACACAUGACUGGAAGGUCGUCUUCCAGGACGACUCGCGGGACAUCGCAUCCGAGUACAAGGGUGGCUUGGCCCUGUACCCCGACCCCGUGACGUUAGAUCCAGAACCCAAGCGACCAAGGCUAGAUUCAACCGCCUUGACGUACGACUACACUCAAAUCGCUGCUCCCGUGCUGUCGCAUCAACAGCUACCAGGCGCUGCGCCUUAUGCCACCCCCUUUCCCGACCAGUAUGCUACCUCGGCUGCUCAACCCUAUGGAGACAAUUCCUCCUCGAUGCCUGCAUAUGCCGAACCGGCACAAACAGCACGACAGCCCUUCAACCAACACAUGCUGGUGCCUACUGCCCAAGCGCAAACAGUUGCAUGCCUCGACGAUCCAAAUGAAGUACUCUACAUGCAGGUCUUUGUUGAAGAGGUCGCAUUGUGGAUGGACAGCAUGGAUGCUGGCAAGCACUUCUCCCGCUUGAUCCCCUUUCAAGCAUUGAGAGAACCUAUGUUGAAGUAUGCGUCCCUUGCAUGUGGGGUUCGCCAUUUGACCUUGGUCAAUCCCAUCUACCCUGAAGAACAUGCUCUCAACUAUUACAAUUCUGCCACUCAGCUCUUGCUCAAGUCUUUACAAAACCCCGAUCGAGACAGCGUUUUGUGUGCGACAACUGCCACCAUUCUCAACGUGUAUGAGGUCAUGUCUGAGAAAGCACUACAGAGAAUGAAUCACAUUGCCGGAGCCAGGGCAUUGAUCAAGGAAUGCCGAUGGGAUGCCACAGCGACGGGCAUUGGUGCUGCCUGCUUUUGGCUCAAUGUCGGCUUGGAGCUGUUCAGCUGCCUCCACUUCAACUGGGGUGUGGCUUGGGACCCAGAUACCUGGGGCAUCGACAUGACUAUGAAUCCUCAAAUGGUUGGUGGCAACGAGGACGACUGGACACACAAAAUUCUAUGGAUUCUGUCCAAAAUCACCAACUUUAGAUCAACUGCCCAGCCGCGAUAUCCAGACGGCAGUUCCGUCCACGCCGAGCAGUUGCGGUUGCAUCAGCGACAUCAGGUUUGGAUGGGGUUGAAGCAAUUCUGCGAGCGAUGGCACCGAUGCAUUCCUCCAACCAUGCACGCUCUAGCAUACGUUCCCCCAUACCUCAAUACAUCCAAGAGCGCCUUUCCAGAGGUCUGGCUUUUGAAACGGACCACCAUCGUGGCCCAACUGUUCUAUCACACUGCCAUGGCCUUGUUGGGGGCCGUCCAUCCGAUGAGCAGUGGCCAGCCACAAACAGAAGCUGAAAUGCAAGAAAUGAGAGUCUAUCAUUCGAGGCAAAUCUGCGGCAUUGUCGCUCACGUCAAAGAUCGUGGAGUGGCGUCUGCAUCAAUUCGAUGCCUGGCCGUAGCUGGCGAGAACCUCAAUGAUCGGCGCGAGCAGGAAGAGGUCUUGAAAAUUUUCGACCGAAUCAAGAAUGAGACGGGCUGGAGAGUGGCAUUCAUCAACGAUGAUCUCAAAGAGAAAUGGGGAUGGAUUACGAACGAGUACGACACAAGGUCUUCGAUUUCGUCGGGCUACUAUCCGACGCCGGCGUCGACAGCGCCAGCAGCCCCUACUCCUGCACCAGCUCGCCCCAAAUACCCCGUGGGCAUUGUCAACCCUCUGUACAAAAAUGCCGACUUUUCGGCGCAAAAUCCACCAUAUCAAGGCAACUAUGUGCCUCCUACUCCUGGACAUAUCAUGCACAGCACUACGAACAUGUAUGGAUUUUCCAGCAUUCCAGCCCUCUGAUUGAUCCCAAAAUCUACGGCGGGGACGUCCGAUGGCUAUCCUUGAAGAGAAAGGUGAUGAUGUUACGCCGCGACUCACGUCUCCUACCUCUUGUUAUGUGUCGGUGUUUAUAUGACGGCCAACAGUCCAAGCAUGAUCUAGGGCGGGGAGAACUGGAAAUACCCUUUGGAAUGUUGCUUGAGCAUUGCAUAUAUAUAUACAUGUGAAUAUGGAAAUAUACCUCUAUCGCGUAAUAUGAAACACAUCACAACUUGA